This is a messenger RNA of Penicillium atrosanguineum, 513 nucleotides long. Its product is annotated as PPP1R11/YPI1 family protein. Gene Ontology annotation, cellular component: nucleus. Bases 1 to 513 code for a protein of 170 amino acids. Lineage: Eukaryota; Fungi; Ascomycota; Eurotiomycetes; Eurotiales; Aspergillaceae. The record is from RefSeq and is a predicted model, not a curated record. The transcript is spliced from 2 exons. Gene Ontology annotation, molecular function: protein serine/threonine phosphatase inhibitor activity; protein phosphatase 1 binding.
AUGUCCCGGACACGCCAGCCGGGGACGAAUCCCCAGCUCCAGACCACCACGGAAUCACGCGAUCCAUCCACCGUUCGCCUCACAGGGACCCUGCGAUUGAGGGGCGACGAAACUCCGAGUACGAGCGAGCCGUCAUCGGCCAGACGCAUCAGAUGGGGUGAAGAUGUAGUGGAUAAUGAAGGAAUGGGGAAGAAGAGCUCCAAAGUGUGCUGCAUCUACCACAAAGCCCGCCCCGUAGGCGAGAGCAGCUCCGAAUCCGAUUCCUCUGACUCCAACUCGUCGGAUUCCGAAAGCGAGAACGAAAUUGAUCGCCGCAGACUCCGAGCAAACGCCCAUCACUCGCACCGUCGGGGCCGGAGACCGGCUGAGGGAGAAUCGUCAGAACAGUUGCCAGAGCAAGAUCAAGAGGCUUGCUGCGAGCACCAACCUACGAAACACAAAAGGCGGAAGCCAAGUCCAAAUGCCUACGAGAAGAUGCCCAAGCCUUCCAAGAAUACCUCUCGAGGCACGUAG